This is a messenger RNA of Urocitellus parryii (Arctic ground squirrel), 2574 nucleotides long. It is a transcript of the gene Kif18b, whose product is annotated as kinesin family member 18B. NCBI's taxonomy places the organism in Eukaryota, Metazoa, Chordata, Mammalia, Rodentia, Sciuridae. Gene Ontology annotation, biological process: microtubule-based movement. Gene Ontology annotation, molecular function: microtubule motor activity; microtubule binding; ATP binding. The record is from RefSeq and is a predicted model, not a curated record.
AUGGCUGUGGAGGACAGCAUGGUGCAGGUGAUGGUGCGGGUGCGACCCCCCACCCCUCGGGAGUUGGAGAGUCAGCGGUGGCCUGUGGUUCAAGUGGUGGACGAGCGGGUGCUGGUGUUUGACCCUGAGGAACCUGAUGGGAGCCUCAAAUGGGGUGUUACCCAUGACGGCCCCAAGAAGAAGGGCAAGGGCCUGACAUUUGUCUUUGACCGGGUCUUUGGUGAGAAGGCCACCCAACAGGACGUGUUUCAGCACACCACAAGCAGAAUCCUGGACAGCUUCCUCCAGGGCUACAACUGCUCAGUGUUUGCCUAUGGGGCUACUGGGGCUGGGAAGACACACACCAUGCUGGGAAAGGAGGGGGACCCUGGCAUCRUGUACCUGACCACCAUGGAACUAUACAGGCGUUUUGAGGCCUUCCAGGAGGAGAAGCAAUUCGAGGUGCUCAUCAGCUACCUGGAGGUGUACAAUGAACAGAUCCAUGACCUCCUGGAGCCCAAGGGACCCCUAAUCAUCCGCGAGGACCCUGACAAGGGGGUGAUGGUGCAAGGACUUUCUUUCCACCAGCCGGCCUCAGCUGAGCAGCUACUGAAGAUGCUGACCAGGGGGAACCACAACCGCACCCAGCACCCCACAGAUGCCAAUGCUACUUCCUCCCGCUCCCAUGCCAUCUUCCAGAUCUUUGUGAAGCAGCAGGACCGAGUCCCAGGACUAACUCAGGCCCUACAGGUGGCCAAGAUGAGCCUGAUUGACCUGGCUGGCUCAGAGCGGGCAUCCAGCACCCAUGCCAAGGGGGAGCGCCUGCGGGAGGGGGCCAACAUCAACCGUUCUCUGCUGGCCCUCAUCAAUGUCCUCAAUGCCCUGGURGAUGCAAAGGGCCGCAAGUCUCAUGUGCCCUACCGAGACAGCAAACUGACCCGCCUGCUGAAGGACUCCAUUGGGGGCAACUGYCGCACAGUGAUGAUUGCUGCCAUCAGCCCCUCUAGCCUGUCCUACGAGGACACUUACAACACCCUCAAAUAUGCUGACCGGGCCAAAGAGAUCAAACUCACGCUGAAGAGCAACGUGAUCAGUCUGGACAGUCACAUCAGCCAGUAUGUCACCAUCUGCCAACAGCUCCAGGCUGAGGUGGCCUCCCUAAGGAAGAAGCUUCAAGCAUAUGAGGCAGGAGCUCAGGUCCCACAGCAGGGUCUCCCACAGUCCCCCAAGUUGAGCCCUCAACAGCAACACCAGCCCUGGACCCCAGAACUCCACGUGAGAUCUGGAGAUCUUCAAGAGGGGAGCCUGGGGACAGAGGCCCAUGAACAGAGGGUCAUAGAAGAAAGCUCUUCAGACCAGGAGCAGACCCCAGAGGACAAGGACGAAGACCCUACUGAGGAGGUUCCAACCCAGACACUGGAGCAGAACCUCAGACCCUCACUGUCAGAGUCUGCUGGUCUGACCCCGCAGCCUAAGCCGGUGGCCAGCCACCUAUCACCACAGAACCUGGAUGGGGACCGUUCUAAGCAGUUGGCCCUGCAGGUGCUGUGCCUGGCCCAGAAGCAGUAUUCCCUGCUCCAGGCAGCCAACCUCCUGACCCCUGACAUGAUUACUGAGUUCGAGACCCUGCGGCAGCUGGUGCAAGAGGAGAAAGCCGAGCCUGGGAACAAGACCUCCAGGACUCUUGGCCUGGCUGGGAGGGCCCCUCUGACCCAGGAGCUGUGUUCAGCCUCAAUCCCUGGUCUCUCCUCAGCACCCUCCUCUCUCUGCCCAGAAUCUCCAGGGUACUGUGGCCCUGUGACCCGAACAAUGGCAAGAAGAUUGAGUGGCCUCAUGCACCCUCUGGGGAUCCCAUCUGAGCCUGAUUGCACCCUAGCCUCAGCAUCCCAACAGCCCACAGAGGAGAAGAAGAAGAAGAAGAAGAAGAGAAAGAGCACAAGCCUCACAGAGCCAGACAGUCCCCUGGCCCCAAAGCUGGCGACCAAGCGCCAGCGCCAGUCUUUCCUACCCUGUCUGAGGAGAGGGUCUCUGCCUAAGGCUCAGCCUUCAUGUGGGCCCAGCACCCCCAAAGGGGCAAGGGCCUCCUCCCCCUGCCAUUCCCCUCGCUUCUGCCCAGCUACAGUCAUCAAAAGCCGGGUGCCCCUGGGCCCUUCUGCUAUGCAGAACUGCUCCACCCCUCUACCUGCUCGUGACCUGAACACCACUUUUGAUCUCUCUGAGGAACCCCCCUCAAAACUCAAUUUCCAUGAAUUUGUUGGCUGGGAGAAUGUCCCCCAGGAACUGAACCGGCUGGACCAGCCCUUCAUUCCCAGUGAACCUGUGCUCCUGCUCACCAUGAAAGGCCCCAAACCAACAUCUUCCCUCCCUGGAAACUCGGCCUGUAAGAAGAAGCACACUAUGAGUUCCUCAGUCUCCCAGGGCCGCAGCCGCAUCGCCCGCCUCCCCAGCAGCACCUUGAAGAGGCCAACUGGGCCCCUUGCAAUCCCAGAGCCAUCCUUGAGUCCCCGCUGCCUCAGUGAUCAAAGGACCCAGAAGGAACUGAUUGGGACUGGAGGURUACUGUCAGCUGGAAACUGCAUUGCCAAGGUGUCCUGA